Molecule: messenger RNA, 2946 nt
Organism: Anopheles stephensi (Asian malaria mosquito)
Lineage: Eukaryota; Metazoa; Arthropoda; Insecta; Diptera; Culicidae
Gene: Uvrag
Product: UV radiation resistance-associated gene protein
Exons: 6
Coding region: 384-2546 (720 amino acids)
Biological process (GO): SNARE complex assembly
Cellular component (GO): lytic vacuole; endosome
Molecular function (GO): SNARE binding
Source: RefSeq, a predicted model, not a curated record
GAGUGGACCGUCUGCACUACCGCUGUGCGAACUCAGCGAUGCAAACAAAGCGAGAAAACGUUUUGGGAAGAGUGCAAAAAGGAGAAAAACUCACAGCAAAGCAAUAUCGAUGAUAGUGUACAGUAACGCGUAUCGUGAAAGUUUACACGAAAAUAGUUCCCAGAACAUGGUUCUAUUAUUGUAGCGUGGACUUUUGCAGCUACGUACAUUCGGAACGUGUCAGUGUGCGUACGGUACAGCCAGCAAGUGAAGGAAGCUACCAUAGAGUAUCGAGAGAAAUUGAUCAUCGUCCGUGGCAUAAGCCAAACAACGUCGACGAUAUCAGCAGGGCUUUCGUCGUGAAACCGUUUCCCAACCGAGCGAAACAAGCGAAAAAUGAGAAAAUGUUUGACCGUCCGAGAUGUCGCGACUGGAGUCCACUAUCGACGCAGCAGCUACGGUUGCGCAGCUUAAUACAAAUUUCCGGACACAACAUUACCCUAGCAGCAGCGGCACCGGAUCGUGUUGCCCCAGCCGAAGGAAGAUCGAAAUGUACCGUUUACUUUACGCUUCAUCAGACGCCUCAUUCCGCCCCGUUUUACACGAGUGAAAAGCUUGACCUGCACCGGAACGUACUGUGGGCGGAAAUCGAUUGCCCAGCCACGAUCAAAUCCUCCCUGCGGAGUGUGUGUGUGCGCGUGUGGGAACACAUGGGUAGCGGUGGUGAGGGUGAGCUGCUGGUUGCUUCCGGAACGACGCAAGUGCCUCACGAGAACGACCAUGGCGAUGAGAAUCUUCCAGCAAACACCGAUCGGCUGCUGUUUGCAUGGGGUGUAUAUUUUUCCGGGCUGGUGCCGCUGGCACGACGGAACGAAAAGCGUCUCCGGCCGAAUACGCUCGUGUUUCAGCUGCAUGGUGGAUAUUUCACGUCGGCCGCCUGCAUACUCGAACCGGAAGAACAGCGACCGAUGGCGGCAGUUACGGGCGUGACGGAUGGCACGAUACCAAAAACAGCGACACACUCACCCUCGGCAACGAUUCCAAUAAUUGGCGGUGGUGUUGGUGGUCGGCGUGGUGGCCGCGAGAACAACGUCUUACACUGUGAUACUAGCAAUAAUUCCUCCCCAUUGGCGUCCGGGCCUCAUCUUUCCUACCAGACGCCAUCUUCCGCUUCGCCGAACCAGUGGACCUUCCCGAACGGUGGCGCUUCGUCGCUGCUGCUGGGUGGUGUGGAAGGCCGUCUCGACAAGCUAUCUGUGUCGCCCGUGGUCAGCAAUGGUGGAAGCAGCACAGGAACCGGGUUUCCGCAUGCGCGAUCCGCCAGCCCGUCCACACCGAUCAGCUGGACGGAACCGUUCGAGACGAGCCUAAAGUUGCGCUACCUUGUGAUGGAAUUUCUUACCGGGGAGGUUCGCCCAAGCUACGAUGUAACGCGCCUGCUAGCGAUACAGGAACGGCAAAGGCGGAUCCGGUAUGAAGCUGACAGCGCGAAAACACUCACGGAACGUAUCUGCAUGAAGAGUGCCUACUGUCUAAAUAUGGAACUGUUUAGCAGCAAGCAUCUAGUGUACCGGACCGGGGCGAAUCAAGGCCGGACGGGUGGUAUGGGCAAGCAGCUGAGCAAACUGCUCUACCAGGAGCGUGAACCGAUCGAUCCAGCCGUGUUGUUGCGCGGCCAGGAACUAAGGCGGCAGAUCGAGCGGGCUCGGUUUCGCUGUCGGUUGUUGGCGCAGGAACGAGACCGGAUUUGUGGCGGUAUGCAGCAGCUACGCAAUCGGCUAAAUGUGGCCUGUGAUACUAAUAUUGAGCGAGAGUCGGCACUAAUGGAGCGGUAUCGGACGUACGGAAAGGAGAAGGAACUGCUAUACCAGCAGAAGAUGGCAUACGCGAGCCAGAAAGACAGUGUGCGGGAGGUUUGCGGGAAGAUGUUGCAGGUCCGCCAUCGGUUGUUGAGAGAAUUGAAUGAGAUUUAUUAUAUCAAAUCGACGAAUCAAGGCAUCUACACGAUUAACGAUGUACCGUUGCCGAAUGCGGAGUCGUAUACCGACUCGACGCCGGCACUGGCCCUGAGCGUUGCCCUCGGUUUCGUUGCUCACGCUGUGAUGAUGUGUUCCUCGUUCUUAGAUAUUCCCUUACGAAACCCCAUUAAGUACGAUGGUUCCCGGUCGAAGAUAGUGGACCACAUUAAGCUCCUACCGACGAUGGAUCGAGACUUUCCUUUGCAUUGUCGCUCGGGCCCAGCACCGAACGCACUCCUCUACGGCGUGUACCUGUUGAAUCAGAACAUUUCACAGCUAAAGCAUCAGCUUUCGCUAAGCCGUGGCGAUCCACGGGCCACACUCGUCAACCUGCUGGACAUUCUCACGAUCCCGGGAAUCGGUGGUUCCCUGCCAAACCGUACCCUUGAAGAACCGUUUCAAAUGCUACCCGCUUCCAUGUACGGUUCGUCGUCUGUCGAUUUAAAGAUGUCGCCCGGAUUUGUUUCUAUUCCGACUGCCGGCAGUAGCAGCGGAAGCAGCAGCAGUGGGUCUUUUCUUCGGGAAAGCCCGUCUUGUAGUAAUAGGUAGGAAUAUCCCGUUCGGUUGAUAACUACACGGACCGGUUUCAGGAUCGACGGCAGCAGAUGCAAAAACAGUACCGGCAUCAUUCGUUGCAGCAGCAGGCAAAGUAUUCGAACAGUAGCGGUGGCAUUAAUGCGGUGGCCGAUCAGAAACCGCACCAUCAACACCACCAUCAUCAUCCACAGCGACGCAGUUGUGGCAAUAGUACGUUCUCUUCGGAUCCGAUCCUAGCUCAAAGCGUCCCAUUACAGCGACCGUACGACUUUGAUGGUGGUAAAAAGUUCUAGUUUCCAUUUUCCCACACCAAUUGCAAACAAUUUCCCCGCGCGUGUAAUUUAAAGUGUAACAAAAGGCCGAAACGCCGCCCUAAGAAUAUUGUUAUCUUUUUUUUCUUCCUUUCUCUCAA